UAAUCGCAAGAGCGUGCCACGAAAAGUGGUUGUAUCCUUCUUCUGUUUCGAUCACUGACGCGUCAGAAUUAAUGUGGCUCUGAAUUUUGGUUGAGACCUGACCGUUUGCCACUGUUCCCCGAGCGUGCGGAGGGUGAGCACGGUAAUCAUGCUCCACUCGAUUUCGGCCGACGACCGAUUUUACCGGAUUAAGCCGCGAGGCUCUGGAGAAAUAGAGAUUGUUCAUUCUUUCAGUGAGCAUGCUUAUGUGCGGUUGGUGGCCAUCUCUCAAGCCGAAGGAAAACGAACCGGGAACAAAGCGACUAGAGAAGCGACAUCCAGGGGUUGCGUCUGUCACAUUGGCUGCAAUCGUCAACGCACUGGCCUGGCAUUUCUUCGUUUAUGUUGGAGCUUCCGUUAA
This is a messenger RNA of Toxoplasma gondii ME49, 400 nucleotides long. RefSeq lists its product as hypothetical. The record is from RefSeq and is a predicted model, not a curated record. NCBI's taxonomy places the organism in Eukaryota, Apicomplexa, Conoidasida, Eucoccidiorida, Sarcocystidae. The transcript has a single exon. Bases 149 to 400 code for a protein of 83 amino acids.